AUGGUUUCUAUAAUAAGUCAGACUUUAAGAACAAAACAUGCUAGAAACAGAAACCUGGUAUUACAGAAUGAGAAAGAAACAGAUCUUUUAGUACAGAAAGGAAAAGAAACAGUGCAUUCACAUGUUAUAACUGUGGAGAAUUGGGAACAGAAACUACAGCUGACUACUCUUAGGCCUCAAACAAUCAGUAGUAGGGAGUUUAGCAAGACCAGCAUCAGUGGCAUAUUGAAAGAAAAAGAUAAAGGCAUCACUACUAAAACAAAAAGCUUGGUUGGCAACAAAGUUAGAAAGACUGUUAGAAGAAGAGGCAAUAGUCAAAGUAGAAGAGGGGCUUCAAAGACUGAACUGUUUGCUAGAAGUGAGCUUGAUAUUCUUAAGACCGAAAUCAGAAAGAAGAAAAUAGAGGCUUAUUAUAGAUCUGUGAAGAUUGAACAGAACCUUACCCGAGAAAUUAUUUCAUUUCAAAGGUCUAAAAACCUUUAUUCAAAUGGUAAGAAAGAACUGGUGAGUUAUAAUGAUGGAUCUGAAAGAUGGUUAUCACCACCUUCUAAUAGCAGAAAAUAUAUAAAAACUACUAAAAUUCAGAUUUCAAGAAGGCUGAUACCACUACCAUGUUCUAUUAUUCAGGUUAAGUCAGGUGAUGACAUCUGGAUUGCCUAUCCAGAGGUCAAUAUCUUGAAGUACCAAAGGAAUCAUGUAAUUGCUUCAGAUUUAAGACUAGUGACGAUAUUAGUAAUAAUUCCAGAUAAAAAAAUAAAAAUAGCGAAACAGGCUCUAAAACAUCUUGUAACACAACAAGAAGUUAUAACACAGUCAUUGGCAUCACUUGAUCAAUACAAUGUAUCACAAGCUGUAGAAGUGAAAUCGGAUAAUAAGGUUGUUAGCAAGGGCAAAAAAAGAUGCAAAUUGGUUGAUUUAAAAUUUGAAGAAGAAAAACAGUUGCCUAAAGCUGUCAACUGUUUUACACAAGACUGGAAAGGAGAAAUAAACUACAUGUAUGCUCCUUUAGAUCAAUUAGAUCAGAUCAGUAGAACUACUAAACAACUGAAAUUGGAAAUUUAUGGCAGUACAAAUGCUGUUCUGAGCAACUUGUUAUCACAAGCACAAAGCAUCUUGCUGCCAAAAUCAUCAUAUGAUCAUAAGUUAAUAGCAGUUUGGGGUGAUUUUGUUAACUUCUGUAAUGCAUAUGGACUAGUUACUUUACCAGCCUUACAAGACAGUAUAUUAGCAUAUUUAAUUUGGUCAUAUAUACAGGAAAGAACUUUGAAGCCCAUAUUUGUUCUAACAGCAAUAAUAAAUCAAUAUAGUGCACAAGAUUUACCAGACCUAACAAAAAAUUAUAAAGACCCAUUAACUGUUGAGGCAUUGAAAACUUAUAUAGAUAAUCCACCAAAGGGUGCAGAUUACAAAAUAUGGGCACAUGACUGUGCAUUAGUGGCAAUCAGCCUAUGCACAAUGCAUAGAGCAGUAGAGUUAACAGCCCUUUCUCUAAGUGACUUCAAAGAAGAGAAUGUUCUUCUAUAA
Cetraspora pellucida is the source of this 1524-nucleotide messenger RNA. NCBI's taxonomy places the organism in Eukaryota, Fungi, Glomeromycota, Glomeromycetes, Diversisporales, Gigasporaceae. The record is from the annotation of a GenBank genome assembly.